AUGCCUCGUGUCAUCGUCAGUGCAUCUAGUAGUGCUUUGAGAAGUGCCGUUGUUGAAGAAAUUCACGAUGUGCUUCGUAAGACUGCUCGUGACAAAAUGGAUGUUUCGGUUGGAUUAUCAGGUGGCUCAAUGCCCUCAAUAAUAUCCUCUGGAUUAAUUGCACUUGAUGAUGUUGACUGGAGUCGUGUGCACUUCUUCUUUUGCGACGAAAGAAUUGUCCCUUUUGACGACCCAGAAUCAACUUUCGGAAUUUAUCAGAAGGAGCUCUUUUCAAAACUUUGCCCCGAACCGGUUGUACACAAGAUUGAUCUUAGUGAACCAAGUACGAAAGAUGUGGCGGAGGCCUAUCAGAGGGACCUCUUAGAUUUUUUCGGAGCAAAAAAUGGCUAUCCAGUCUUUGACUUGCUUCUUCUUGGUCUUGGUCCAGAUGGUCAUACUUGUUCUCUCUUUCCGCGACACAAACUCCUGGAAGUUGAAAAUUUGGUAGUUGCCCCAAUCACUGACAGUCCAAAACCUCCACCAAAUCGAGUAACUCUAACACUCCCCGUCAUAAACAAGGCAAACAAGGUGAUUUUUAUUGUCACUGGCGACAACAAGGCCGAGGUUAUAAAGAAAAUAAUCGAAGGUGAGCAGCCCUCCACGGCAUAUCCCGCUAGCAUGGUUCAGCCUCUGGCUGCAAAGCCCUCCUGGCACCUUGAUCAGGCGGCGGCCAGGCUCUUAACCUCCGCCAAUUAG
This is a messenger RNA of Mesocestoides corti, 735 nucleotides long. The record is from the annotation of a GenBank genome assembly. NCBI's taxonomy places the organism in Eukaryota, Metazoa, Platyhelminthes, Cestoda, Cyclophyllidea, Mesocestoididae.